GAUACAAACAACAGAUUCAUAUGGUCAUUUGAGCAUGUCUCAAGUUUGUCUUUGAACUUCAGCUUGUUCUCAGUGUGUCCGCUGUCCUGUCUACACACAUCCCGUCUACACACACCCAUCUCCACACACCUCGUCUACACGCGUGUCCAUGUCUGUGAUGAUGAGGACUUUCUUUUGUGUGGCGUCACUGACCUCAGCAGGUUUGUUUCACGGGGGGUAAUCCUGGCCCUGAGAGCGCCAGAGUAUAAAGGGGAGGGGCACAGUCCGAGCCCACACACUCUGAGUGAGGCUCGUCGCAGGCACACACAGACAGCAAUCAUGUCCAGUGGAGAUAAGUCCAAGACUUCUUCUCAGACUGACGGCAAGGCUGCUCAGAGCAAGAAGUCUGAGAUGGGGAUGAUGUCCUACAAGAUGUACGUGUUCGACCAGGAGAACUUCCAGGGUCGUAUGAUUGAGAUCAGCAAUGAGUGCAUGAAUGUGUGUGAGAUGGGCAUGGACCGCGUGCGCUCUCUGCGCGUGGAAUGUGGACCGUUUGUGGGUUUUGAGCAGAUGAACUUCUGUGGAGAAAUGUACAUCUUGGAGAAGGGAGAGUACCCCCGCUGGGACUCCUGGAGCAAUUGCCAGAGGAACGACUACCUGCUGUCCUUCAGGCCUGUCAGAAUGGACCCUGAGAAGCACAAGAUCUGCCUGUAUGAGGUGGGAGAGUUCAAGGGCCGUAAGAUGGAGAUCAUGGACGAUGACGUCCCCAGUCUGUUCUCUUAUGGCUUCACUGACAGAGUGGGCAGCAUCAUUGUCAGCUGUGGAACUUGGGUGGGAUACCAGUACCCUGGUUACCGUGGCAGCCAGUACCUUCUGGAGAAGGGCGACUACAGGCACUUCAACGAGUACGGCGCCCGCUGCCCUCAGUUCCAGUCUGUGAGGCGUAUCCGUGACAUGCAGUGGCACCAACAGGGCUGCUACACCAUGGCCAGCAAGUGAGGCUCAGGGAAGGAGAGAAAGAGAAAGAAAGAGUGGGAGUGAGGGAGAGGGGCGGAGGAAGAGAGAGAGGGGAGAGACCACUGAAGCCUUUCCUCUGGGGCUUUGGGUCACUAUUUGACCUGACACUUUCUGACCAGCGGAGAUGGACACCACUCAGCCCAUAAUGGGCCUCCCUGACUUCCUCUGCCUCUGCUUUCUCUUUCUCCCCUCCGAGCCGAGCGGUAAUGACCACUAUCUGCCCCUUUUUAGUCCCUCACUUCAUCCCCUCCACACUUUUAUGAAACACCAAAGAGGAAGCAAGACAGAUGCUUUUUAACACAACUCUCAGCACAGGGUGUGAUGCACCAUGGGAAACUGAGUGCUCUGCCCCUGCCUUCAGCCCUUGUGCAUUGGACACCCUUUCUGCUGUACAGAUUUUUGGCCAAGUUUUCAAUAAAAGGAAAAAUCAUGAACUCAUACAUUUUUUUUGUAUCGUUUUUUUGUAAUUGUUGAAUAAAUUCUGUAUGGAGUUUUAUUCACAGCCUAAAUUGAAUUUCAAUAAACUUAACUACAUCUACAUGA
Boleophthalmus pectinirostris (great blue-spotted mudskipper) is the source of this 1539-nucleotide messenger RNA. It is a transcript of the gene crybb1l1, whose product is annotated as crystallin, beta B1, like 1. Gene Ontology annotation, molecular function: structural constituent of eye lens. The transcript is spliced from 6 exons. Lineage: Eukaryota; Metazoa; Chordata; Actinopteri; Gobiiformes; Gobiidae. Gene Ontology annotation, biological process: lens development in camera-type eye; visual perception. The record is from RefSeq and is a predicted model, not a curated record. The coding region runs from base 319 to 978 and encodes 219 amino acids.